This is a messenger RNA of Lytechinus pictus (painted urchin), 7459 nucleotides long. Its product is annotated as translocation protein SEC63 homolog. Lineage: Eukaryota; Metazoa; Echinodermata; Echinoidea; Temnopleuroida; Toxopneustidae. Gene Ontology annotation, cellular component: Sec62/Sec63 complex. Gene Ontology annotation, biological process: SRP-dependent cotranslational protein targeting to membrane; post-translational protein targeting to endoplasmic reticulum membrane. The transcript is spliced from 20 exons. The record is from RefSeq and is a predicted model, not a curated record. The coding region runs from base 1016 to 2878 and encodes 620 amino acids. Gene Ontology annotation, molecular function: RNA binding; transmembrane protein transporter activity.
GCACCCAAUGCGCGCUAAAUUAAACAUAAUUUAUACAGGAAAUCUGCAUAAACCAUGGACUCAACCGUGGGUUUUCAAAACCACCUUUGUGAAUUCGGGCCACUGAGUUUCGGCAAACAUUACUUCUGUUAUGAAGCAAUGUUUACCGACUUCUCAAAAAUCCACUGUGUAAUCAUGUUCAUAGUGCGAGGUUAGUUAACCUCGCACUAGUGUGAGUGUUAGAAACUGAAAAUCAUUUUCUAGUAAAAGAUGAAUUGUGGACCCUAGUUGACUUUGCUAGUCAUGACAUGGCUGGGCGUCCAAAAUUCAUGAAAUAAGCGCUCUUUACACAGUCACAUUAAUUUACUUUUUUCAGAUCUGCCAAACUUAGUUUUAGAUUCUAAAAAUCGUAAUGAGCAAAGAAAAAGUCAAGGAAGCAGCAAGAUUCGGAACUUGACACAUAUUGCUCAACAUGAAAAUAAAGUAGAUUUUGAUCAAGGUGAAAGUGUUUGGUAGGUAUCACGAUCUGAACAUUCCAUGAGUGUGCGAUGUGCUUGAAAUUAUACAUGUACAUGGAUCUCGUCUUAAUAGGUUGACCUUGUUUUGUGGACAAAUAUUUGUCAAAGUUCUAGAGGAGAGAAAAAUUGAGAUAUUUGUAUGAAAUGAAAGUUUAAAAGACUACAAAAAUGAAAUAUUCUCAUUUAUUGUGUUUUUAUUCUUGCUCACCACAGAUGACCCAGAGAAGGUCCGGAAAGCGUGUCACUGUGACCCGUGUGAAUCUAAAAGGGCCCAGAUCAAAGCCCCUACCACUUCAAGCACUGUCAAAAACUUUGUCAGGUGGCUAUUUUUGUUUGUGGCAUGGGUCAUCUUUAUUCUAUUAGCAUUGAAAGCCUCCCAGGUAGAAAGGGACCAUAUUGAAUAUGAUCCAUUUGAAAUUUUACAAGUAGACAGGGGAGCAACAGAGGCGGAGAUCAAGCGUCAAUACCGUAAACUUAGCAAGUUACACCAUCCUGACAAAGAGGGCGGUGAUGCUUCCAUGUUCAUGAAGAUUGCUAAAGCUCACGCUGCGUUAACGGAUGAAGAAUCAAGAAGAAACUGGGAAGAGUAUGGCAGCCCGGAUGGUAGACAAGCCACAACGUUUGGUAUUGCAUUGCCAGCAUGGAUUGUGGAUCAGAAUAACUCUGUAUGGGUGUUAGCUGCAUAUGGAUUAGCAUUCAUGGUCUUCUUGCCUAUUGCUGUGGGUACAUGGUGGUACCGCUCCAUCCGUUAUACUGCAGUUGAGAUCCUCAUAGACACCACACAGCUAUUCAUGCACUUUCUUUACAAGACCCCCUGUAUGAACCUCAAACGUGCCUUGAUGAUUCUUUCUGGAUCAUUUGAGUUUGAGAAGAGUCAUAACAGUCAGGUCGUUAACAGACCAAGCGAUAACGAAGAGCUCCCUCCGCUUGUGAGGGAGUUUUCCAAUGAUAUCGGUCUGAAGAACAAGGAGCGUCCAUUCUGUUUUCCUUACAGUGUCAAGGUCAGGACAUUGAUAUACGCUCACCUUGCUAGAUCGGAUCUACCUCCUAAAACUCUGGAUGUAGAUCGUCUUUUUGUCGUGAAGAAAUGCCCUCAGCUUAUUCAAGAGAUGGUCAACACAGCAGCACAGCUUAUUUUCUGGCACAAAAUAAACAAAGGAAAUCCUUCUAAAGAGCCGCGUCUUGAAACGAUAGAACAUAUAAUGAAGCUCAGUCCUAUGAUUGUCCAAUCUACAUGGGAUAAGAGUCCACUUAUGCAGCUUCCACACUUCACAGAAGAGACACUUAGACUGUGCCAGUCAAAAAGGAGAAAUGUCAAGAGUAUAUCACAGUUCAUCAAGCUUAAAGACAGUGACAAAAGGUAUAUUCUUCGUCACCUAGAUGAAAGGCAGUACCAAGAUGUACUCAAUGUCUGUGCUAGUCUACCACUCAUAGAUGCAGACCUCAAAUUAGAAGUUGUUGAUGAUGAUGACAAGGCAACUAUAACAGCCGGAGCCUUUGUCACUGCUACAGUAACACUCAGAAGAGAUACGUUUACAUUACAAUCAGAUGGUGAUAUAGGCAGUAGUAACCUCGCGUUAGAAGCGGGAGGUGACACGGAAGAUUUAAAAACAGAAGAAAAGGAUUCUCCAUCUGUUAACAAAAACAAGCCAAAGGUAUGGGAGAAGCAGCAGAAAAAGAAGAAAGGAAAAGGGGGUGGAGGAGGUAACAAACCAAAACCCAAGAAGCAACAACCUCAACAACAAAAGAAACCUGCCACAAAGCCUGCCACUCUUACAGCUAACAGCACCCCAUCUAAAACCAGCACUAAUGAUGAUAAUCUAGAAGUCAUACCUGUGGACCAGGAUGAUGAGAAUGGCAGUGGUGUUGAUAGUGAUGAGGAGAUUAGCCAAAACUCAGCUAGUGAUGAAGAAGGAGUGGAGGAUGCAGGGGAAGAUGAGGAGGAGUGGGAUGAACUCCAAUCAACCUUGACGAGGAAAGAGAAAGUCCUAGAAGGCAUCACUAAAGAAUCUCAUGAAGUUCAUUCGCCUUAUUUCCCCGAGGUGAAGCACGAGUGGUGGUGGGUGUAUAUAGCCGAUAGGAAAUCACACAAGCUCAUUACAUCAACCGCAAUGGUCUAUGAUCUCAAAGAUAAGAAAGAGGUUCAACUGCAAUUUCGAGCCCCGUCCAAGGGUAACUACCAGUUCUCUCUGUGUGUUCGUUCUGACUCCUACUUGGACCUAGAUUUCAUAAAAUCAAUCAAGGUCGAUGUGAAGGAAGCUAAGAAGAUUGAAGACCACCAUCCUCAAUGGGAUAUCACUGAUGACGAGAAGGAGGACGAAGCGGAGGACAGCGCCGUCUCUGAUUACACCACGGACGAUGAAGAAAGCGAUGACGAAUAGACUCAAGGAACUCUCAACAUGGUUUUUAUGAUCAGUCCUGAAGUGCCGCAUUGCAUUCUUCCUGAUUGUAAUCCUCUCCAAAUGAAAGGUUUAUUAUCACUCCUGGGGUCCGUUGCAGAAAGAGUUGCGUUUAAACGCAAGUCAAUAAAUCAAUCGCAAGUCUCAAAUGCGCGCUGUUGAUUGGUUGAAAAUCAAGUUGUGCAUGAUUUUUAGAGUUGCGAUUGAUUGCAACUCUUUCUGCAACGGGCCCCUGGGGUCAUUUUCAUAAAGACGUACUAUUACGGAUUUGAUUAGAUUUUAUUCAUUUAUUUAUUCAUGGUAGUAGCUCUAUUUAGCUGCUAGACUGUUUUACAAUGGAGCCAUGGUAACAUAGCCAUUUUGGUAACUACCAGGAAAUCUUGAGUUUUGAUUGAUGCCUAGCUUUCUCACCAUGGUAUUUACCAUAAUGGUAAGUCUUUUCUGAAAUUGGCCCCAAGAAGCGACCUUGCAUUCUGACUGAUUUGGAUUCUCUCUGAACUAAAGAUAGUGUAUUAUUCCUAGAACUGUUUCAUAAAGAUGUACCGUUAUGGUUUUGAGUGGAUUUGAUACAUUUAUUUAUUCAUGGUAGUACCCCUAUUCAGCUAUGAGGCUGUUUUACAAUGGAGCCAUGGUAACCGUGCUAUAUUGGUAACUUCCCAGGAAGCCAUGAUUUUGAUUGGCUGCCGAGUUCUGUUACUAUGGUUGUAACCACGAUGGUAAGUCUUUACGAAAUUAGUCUCCAAAAUGUUCUAUUAUGCUCUAUUAUUCUUCCUGACUUGAAUUCUCUCCGAACUAAAAAGGGUUAAUUACUUCAUAAAGACUUUGAUCAUGUCAACCUUGCCGUUGUGAUAACCACCAUGGAAGCCUUGAUGUUGAUUGGCUGCUGAGCCCUGUUACCAUGGUAACUUUUCUUUCAAAUUGGCCUCCAAGAUGCCACCUUAGGUUUCCCUGAUAUAAAUGCACUCCAAACUGAUGAGGAUGUAUAAUCACAGGGAAUAAUUUUCCUAGUAUCGCAUUGCAAUUUGCUCCACAUUUUUUAAAGACUGCUACACAUAAAUUCUUUUGUAUAACAUAUUUUUACAUAGGACUGUACAUUACUUAGUUGAGAGCUUUUCUCUUGUGACCAAAAAUGCUAUUCAAAUUUGCCAAACAAAAUUAUUACCUGAAUCAGUUGUAAGAUUGCACUGUUACAUGUUUGUUGAGGAUUGGGGCCAGUGCAUAAUUUUUACUAUGUCCGCACUAGAGAGACGGUUUAAUGUCGGUCAAAGGAUGUCAAAUUACCUAUUGGUUUUAAAAGCUAUUAUGAAUGAAUUUUUUUGAACUUCGGAUUCUUGCUGAACAAGAACUAAAAUGCCCUCAUUUUGGCCGAAGAUUGUUAUGAAUAACAUUUUCACCUCUCUGUCUCCCCCGACAAGAUAGCGUUUAUUUCAAGUCAUAAGAUGUGCUUACGAUUCACAGUAAAUAGGUUCUCUAUCAAAUAUUUAUGAAAGAUGAACAACCAUACACAUGUUGUUCAUUCUUCAUAUGGUUCAAUGUCCCAUACACUUCAGCCAAGGAUCAUUUGAAAUUUGAUUAUUAAGUAAAUUUUAACUAUUGCUUCAAUUUUUGGAACAUAAUGUGGAAAAUGAAGAGUGAAAAGGUAAAAAAGAAAAUCUAUUUAUGUGCAGCAUUUUAUUGAGCUUUCUUUAAAAAGUCCAAUAAGUUAGUGAUUGAUUCACAUUUUGUUUUUUAUACCAAAAUGGAGUUGCUAAUACCUUGUUUAAUUGAUGAUUUGAAUGGAACACUUUGUUCUCGUGAUUGCACUAGAUUUGUGUCACUCAUUUUUCCUCUUUUUGUUUUCCUUUGUUAAUUCUUCUUGUAUUUCAAUAUUUCAAUGGAUUAUAUAUCACUUUAUUGUUCAUUUUUGUUUUUCAGUAAUUAAGAAUUUAAGUUAUUGUUACUAUGUCUCUACACUGAAUAAAUUUAUUGAUAGUAUCGAUAAGAUGGUAACUCAUUUAUGAGAAUUAUGCAUGCAAGGUUGCUUCCAAAAUAUUUCUACUCCUAAAAGUCAAAUUCCAGAGAAAUAGUUGUAAUUUUAAGCUAAAGAUUUUGUAGGUAAAGUUAAAGGAUUUUUUUAUCCUUAUCUCUCAAUCAGGGGGAGUAAUGUUGUCAUUAUUUUGUUUGGUAGAGAUUAUCAUACUUGCUACUUGUUUGCUUGAUUUUAGUGAUUUAACAUAUAUGUAAUCAUUGUUGUGUAGGUGCAUCUGAAUGAAAGUGCAUUAUUUAUGAGGUUUUUUUUUUGUGAAAUCAAAUCUUUUUAUCCUGUUUAUAUUAUGUGGGAUCUUCCUACUCUAAAGAUUUCUAAGGUCAUAAUGCUUAUAGAGCUGGGCCUGUGAUUUUUUGAGAGACAUGGCAGUGGGCUUGUAAAGGGGUUUCAAGUCUUGUUUGGGAACUAGGCAUGAAUUAUAUUCUAAGGGACCACGAGCACAACAUGCUUGAAGUGAAACACUAGAUAAUUAAUAGAUGAAAUCUACUUCACUUGAUGAAUCAAGAAUUUUAUAGUUGAUAAAAUUAUAUUCACAUUCGCACGGUUUCAACCUGAACUGCGAAACAAACUUUUGAUUUCAUAAAACAGAGACGAAUCCCAUGAAAGAUUCAUCCAGAAAUGAUAUAAUGAAAAAUACAGAUGAAAUGUUUAAAGAUUAUAUUUGAAAUUAUUGUCAUAUAAAAUCAGAUAUUAAAGGGAAUAGGCAUCAGGGUCCCGCCUUACAAAGAGUUACGAUUGAUCAGAUCAUCUUAAACUUUAUGGAAAUCCAACAAUGUCAUCAUUUUUUCUCCAGGAAAUUUACAUGUUGUCCUUUGUAAACAAAAAGAAGCACACUGAAUUUUCAAGAAAACAAUGAAUGUAUGAUUUUACAUCACAUCUAGAAAAUAUUUUGAAUAAAAAAACAUGCAUUAUAGAUGUUGACGUUGCUGGCUUUCCAUAGUUGUGGUUGAUCGGAUCAAUCAUAACUCUUUGUAAGACAGGGUCCAGAGCAUUAGAAGUUUUCCCUUCCAUGUCCAAAUAUGUCCACAAUAAAAAUCGGUUUCAAUAUCCGCCAAGGACCAUAUCUGUUCAAUAAAUAUGCAAACCAAAUUAGUAUUUGUCUUUUUGAUAUACAAUGCUGUAGACAUGUACAAAUUAUUCAAAGUAUCCAAGUAAGGCCUACAAAAAGAAGAAGUGCAGUUGUGACCGUUGUUUAUUAAGUAUGUAAAACAAGCCCAGCUCUACAAGUAUCCAGCAUUCGAUUAUGAAGAUGAUAUAUACACUGUAUAUACAUUGACAUUGUACAUAGUGCAUUCUCUUAUCUCAGAAAAUUUAUAUCUCUGUUCAAGCAGUAAUUAUGUUUCAUAUUUUUUCUAUGUCUGAAGGCAUGUUUUGUUGCACCAACAGGGACUGUAUCACAAAACUUAACCUUUGAUCGUAUUGUUGAUUUGUAUGAUUGAUUGUACACAAUGAUCAAUGCAAUCAAGUGUAAAAUUGCCCUUAGAAUCAAUCCCUAAGCUUUGUGUAACAGGGCCCAUGAAGAAUUAUCCACUGCAUAUAUCACAAAUGUUACUGUUUUGUGUUCAGUCACUACAAUAUAUUACAGAGCUAUUUUUCUUUGUGUUGUUGUCUCUCCAUAUCUUUCCUCUUGCAUCUUAUGGAAUAGAUCAUAAAAUGACAGCAUGGUCAUUGUGAGCAUUUACAUAUAUAAUUUUUUUUUUCAGAUGUUUCAUGAUCUAUUUGAUUCUAUGCUAUCAUUAUUAAAUAGGUGAUUUCUAAUCAUCAUGUAUCCUUUUUAUGUUACUAUGAUCAAAUUGAUUGAACUGUGAAUGAAAACAUGGAAAUAACUCCUUAAAGAAUAAUGUUUGAUUAUACAAACAUGCACUAAUAAUAUGUAUUGUUUUUCAGAAAUCUUUUUUUAAAUCUAGUCUCUAGUUUUGGAUUAGCAAUGAUAUUCAAUGUUAACAUUAUAUUUUGUUUGCUUUGUUUUUGUUUCAUGAAUACUGGUCAUUGUGCAUUUGUAUGACUUCCACAAAUUUCAAAAAGUAAAAUGUAAAGUAUUACCUCAAAAUUCAUAUUUAUUGCUUGUUCAAAUUUUCUUAUAUCUUGUUGAGUCUUAUUUUGGCAAGUAUGCUUUUGUUAUGUUUUCUGGAUUUCAUUUAAAACUUUGGGGGAUAAGAGAAGGAAUUUCAAAUGGCUGUAUUAAGUUUUUUUUUUAAUAACUGUAUGCAAUAUCAACUAACCUCUAUAUGAUUACAUAAGUGUAAUCACACUAGAAGUAUGCAUUAUAAAUUAUCAUAAACUUUUUCCCUCGGUUCUAUGAGAUGUACAAUAAGGUAAUGCACACAUACAGAUGUACCUCCAGACUAUAAAUUGGUAAUAAAUUUGCACCAUUACAAUUUAUCCCCCUCCUAUUUUCAUGAUUUUUCUGAUGGCAUUUACUUGUACCUGUCAGUUGGUAUUGCUUUAUUAUCAUGAUGAUUAUGAUAUGUAUUUGUGGACUGCCUACUCUAUUUCUCUUUGUCUAUCUGACUGAUUAAAUGUUAUGAAUGCAUCGA